UAAGAUGCGGAAAUCCAACCACCACCCACCGGCACGGCUUCCAGUACCUCUUGCAACCGCCGACCCAUCUACCAAAGACCAGACCAGAGCAGACCAGACACGAUAAGACCAGAGAAGGAAAAAAAGACAAUUAGACACCGACAAUGAGCGAAUCCGCCCCUCCAAUCCCCAAUCCCAACAUCCAGGGCACGAAUUCCUCCGUCGCGGUGACCGCCACGGGUACUGGCUCCAGCGCCGGCAGCAAUGCAGAUCAGACCGGGAGUCGCGGACUCCCGUACUAUGAGAAAUUAAGGCGCGAGCUACGCGACACGUUACAGAGGAAGCGAUUGAUGGAUAAGGGCAUGGCCCAACUCGAAGACCAAAUCUUCCGUUUCGAACAAUCCUACCUCGAAGAAACCACCGCCGGAAACAUCAUCAAAGGCUUCGACAACUACAUCAAAGGGUCCUCGAACACGGGGGUCGGCGCGACCUCGCUCUCGUUCUCCGGCGGCGUGGGCGGCGGCGGCGGUGGCAGCGGCACAAGACGCAAGGCCCAGGUGACGGACGCGGAUCGCGUGUUCUCGAGGAGUUCGGCGGGAUUUAUGCGUGACUCAACGCCCUCUUCAUCUCACACGACACCCUCGCAUGCACCGACGCCAACGUCCACGUAUAACGGAUCCACAGGGAAACCGAACGGCGAGACGGGCUCAGCAUCUGGCAGUGUAAAGGGGGGAUCAUCGUCCAAGAACAAGAAGAAGUCCAACAAUAACAGCAGCGGCAAUAACAAAGAUAGCAAGAAUGACGAUGACGAGGAGAGCGGAGAUAAGCCGCCCACGAAGCGGUUGAAGAUCAGCUAUGGGAGGGAUUGAGUGAUUUGCCUGGAUUUCAUCUUUGGGAGUAAAAAAAGGUCUGGAGUUUUGUUUGUCUGGGGGCGGGGGAGCUAGGGCGUUUUGUUUCCCCAUGGUAUUCUCUGGUGUAGUGUAUGAUUAUAUGGGUAAGGUUUCUCUUCCUAUUUCAUGAUAUCCUUUGUCUUAUGUUUGAGAGGCUA
Molecule: messenger RNA, 1027 nt
Organism: Aspergillus melleus
Lineage: Eukaryota; Fungi; Ascomycota; Eurotiomycetes; Eurotiales; Aspergillaceae
Product: chromatin modification-related protein EAF6/MEAF6
Exons: 3
Coding region: 144-848 (234 amino acids)
Cellular component (GO): NuA4 histone acetyltransferase complex
Source: RefSeq, a predicted model, not a curated record